Molecule: messenger RNA, 1475 nt
Organism: Oppia nitens
Lineage: Eukaryota; Metazoa; Arthropoda; Arachnida; Sarcoptiformes; Oppiidae
Product: trypsin theta-like
Exons: 4
Coding region: 359-976 (205 amino acids)
Biological process (GO): proteolysis
Molecular function (GO): serine-type endopeptidase activity
Source: RefSeq, a predicted model, not a curated record
UUAGUCAUACAAUAAUAACAUACCAAACAAUUAUGUUAAUUUUUGGCCAAUUAGUCCAAAUUGUUUUAUUAGUAUUAAUAUCAGUAAAUAUUUUGCUAAUCAAGUCUACCACUGAUCUCUGCGAUGAUACUGUUGGUACAAAUACAACACCGACACCUAGUAGUAGUACUAACCCUACCACUACUACCCUUUCAAAAUCAACUACCCCUGAAACUAAAGAGCCUAAAUUGCCUGUAAAAUCUGGAGGACCUAGAGGCUAAUCAAAACUAGUACUGAUCUCUGCGAUGAUACUACUAUUACUAAUACUAAUCCGACUACUUCUACCCCUAUCCCUACUAAAACUACUACUACUAGACCUAUGUUGGGAACACUAUAUAAUAUAACAACUGGUACUUGUUUUCCCGUAUCAUUGAUGACCAACAACACUGAUAACAAACAUUUUUGCGGCGGAUCUAUAAUAAGUCCCCAUUGGAUACUAACAGCAGCCAGUUGUGUAUAUAAUCGUACAGUUUCUAGUUUUUACAUUAAUCUUCUCGGACACCAUUAUCCGGUCAACCAAACCGUUAUACACGAUCAAUACUCGGCCGCAACUCACGAAAACAAUAUAGCAUUGGUUAGGGUUGACGGAUAUAUUGUGGACAACGAAAUGAACGAAAUGAUAGCAAUUGCCGACCAACCGCCUGCUAACUGGUCAACAGCUUAUCUACACGGCUGGGGACACGAUAGAUACAGUUGGGGAAUGAAGGAAUAUAACGCCCGGAUAAUCGAUUUGCAACAGUGCACUGGUAUGAUGUUGUCGUCAAUAACGGCCAACAAUAAAAAUACAACAACAAAUUCAUUAAUUAUUAAUAGUAACAAAGUUUGUUUGGUAACCGCUAAGGGAGAGGGUGUCUGUAAUGAUGAUGUAGGUGGUGCAGUGACAAUAGAUAAACAAAAUCAAAGUCAAACAUUAGAGCAUAGUAGAAAAAAAUACUAAUCGGUAUCAUAUCGGUAGACCUGGCCUGCGGUAUCGAUGGCCGACCCCAAGUUGUUACCAGUAUUUAUCCAUAUCUUCAAUGGAUUAGCAAUAAAACAAAUAUUCAUGCGAUUAGCAAUAAUAAUAAUAAUGUUGACAAUCGGCCGGUUAUUUGUUCAACAAAAUUAUCCCGAUAUCAUAGUGGCCAUACCGCGGCAUUGAAAGAUGAAUUUAAUGACCACUUAUGCGGCGGUACUAUCAUUGGUCCGAAUUGGAUACUAACGGCCGCCAGUUGUGUAUAUAAUCGUUCCUUAUCAAAAGUCUAUGUUGGUGUCGGUAAACAAAAUUUCCGAUAUAAUAAUACAUACUAUGCUGUCGACCAAAUCAUUAUCAACGACCAGUACUCAUCUGAGACUAAUCAACAUAAUAUAGCACUGGUUCGGGUCGAGCCCUACAUAAGUGACGCUAAACUGGUACGUAUAGUUCAAUUGGCCGAUCAAACAGUUAUUGACGACUCGAC